Molecule: messenger RNA, 595 nt
Organism: Hemibagrus wyckioides
Lineage: Eukaryota; Metazoa; Chordata; Actinopteri; Siluriformes; Bagridae
Product: serine/threonine-protein kinase pim-1-like
Exons: 4
Coding region: 1-564 (187 amino acids)
Biological process (GO): regulation of mitotic cell cycle; protein autophosphorylation; negative regulation of apoptotic process
Cellular component (GO): cytoplasm
Molecular function (GO): ATP binding; protein serine/threonine kinase activity
Source: RefSeq, a predicted model, not a curated record
AUGGAAAUGACCACUGCGCUGGCUGAGAAGCUGCACCAAGGGAAGGAAAAGGAACCAGAGUGGCUGCUAAACCUUCGUCAGCUGUAUGCGGAAGCACUGGCUCAAAAAAUCAUGAGCCAGGUGGUUAAAGCCGCUCGCCACUGCUGUCACACCGGUGUUUUCCAUGGUGACAUCAAGGCGGAGAACCUUCUCAUCAACCCUGACACGCUGGAAGUGAAGCUAAUUGACUUUGGCUGUGGAGAUAUGCUCACUCACACACCCUACACAGAAUAUGAAGGCACUUGGAGUAUCUCUCCACCUGAGUGGGUGUGUGAUGGAGAGUAUUUUGGUUAUCCUGCCACCAUUUGGAGUCUGGGAGUUCUCCUGUGUUACCUGGUCUGCGGACAUUUGCCCUUCCAUAAUGAGGAUGACAUCGUUUCCAGGAAGAUGUACUUCACUCCCGGCGUAUCUGAAGGCUGCCACAAUCUGAUAAAUUGGUGUCUUGACGCGGAACCUGAAUGUUGGCCCACAUUUGAAGAAAUCCUUAGACAUGAAUGGUUUACAUCUAGUGAAGGAUCUGAGUGAAGGUGGAGCUGUUGAAGACCCUCACCUUCAC